Molecule: messenger RNA, 1037 nt
Organism: Plectropomus leopardus (leopard coralgrouper)
Lineage: Eukaryota; Metazoa; Chordata; Actinopteri; Perciformes; Serranidae
Gene: hspb6
Product: heat shock protein family B (small) member 6
Biological process (GO): protein refolding; response to heat; negative regulation of apoptotic process
Cellular component (GO): nucleus; cytoplasm
Source: RefSeq, a predicted model, not a curated record
GUCAGUCACAUCAGGCAGUCAGAGCAAGAGAGAGGAGCUGGGAGUCAGACAGACGGGGAUAUCAUCAUCGCUGCUCUCAUUUGACACAAGUGGGAACACAAGCAGUUAAACAGGGGCUGUCCUCUUCUGCCACACUAAUUUGGUCAGGGAAUUUGAGCAGAGUCUACUGAUUGGAAAUGGACUUCAUCCUGCCACCCACACUGCCAGCUGGGGGUAUCCCAUGGGAGAAGGUUUUGCCACCUCUUAUUCCUCGCCUGAAUGGGACCUAUGGGCAAUAUAAUUGGUCCCCGAAACUACUGAUUCCAGAGACUGAUAAUACCUGCUCUGCAGAGGUGACUUGUGAUGACAACGGUUUUACGGUUCAAGUUGAUGUAAAGCACUUCAAUCCAGAGGACCUCAUGGUCAAAGUGAUCGGAGACUUUGUAGAAGUGCAAGGAAAGCAUGAAGAAAAAAAGAAGGAUGGUCCAGGGGUUACAUCACGGCAGUUUAAUCGCCGCUACCGAAUCCCAAAGGGAGUAGACACUAUGGCUUUAGAGUCAGCCGUCUCUCCAGAUGGCAUCCUCAUCAUAUCCGCACCGAUGCUACAGGACUCCAGAACCCUGAUCUAAUCGCAUUGAUACCAAACAUUCAAAGCUCUUCCAUAUUCACCAUGUAUGAAAACAACAGAAGCCUUUAAGAAGACACAGGCUCAUACAGAAAUAAAAUGAAGCUCCUUCAAUCACAGCAACACUGAGCACAUGUGCCAAAACACUCAUUUGUUUUGUUCCUGGCACUGUUCAAAUAUUCCCUGCUCUCUGAGGUUUGUAUAUACUGCUCUGCUAUUACUCACCAAUCUUACAUAAUGUUUCAAGGAACCACUAUGUAAAUAUUCUAAAGUUCAAGCUGCUGUUUUUUUUGUGUGUGUGCUACUUUUGUAAAAAGCACUGCAUUGUGAUUGUGAUUAAUGACGCACGCAAACUUAUCUCUGUACUCUUUAAUGUGGAAAUGUUUCUUCAAAAAUGACAAAAUAAACUUUAUUUCUUUAUAAAAAUUAAAAA